This is a messenger RNA of Molossus molossus (Pallas's mastiff bat), 2047 nucleotides long. RefSeq names its product FAM20A golgi associated secretory pathway pseudokinase (gene FAM20A). Gene Ontology annotation, cellular component: Golgi apparatus. The transcript is spliced from 11 exons. NCBI's taxonomy places the organism in Eukaryota, Metazoa, Chordata, Mammalia, Chiroptera, Molossidae. Bases 260 to 1882 code for a protein of 540 amino acids. Gene Ontology annotation, molecular function: protein serine/threonine kinase activator activity. The record is from RefSeq and is a predicted model, not a curated record.
AGGUGCCAGGAACAGGGGCCCGGAAGACACCACCCCCUGGUCUCCACUCUGCACAGAGAAGGAACGUCCGCCAGCACCGCGAGACCCCGCGGUCCCUGCACCCUGCUCCCAAGUUCGAGAGCGACACCCCUCCAAAGCGGAGCCAUCCCGUGCGGUGAGCACUCAGGCCCCAUCGACCCCGCCGGCCCCGGGAACUGCAGGCGGCCUCUGCGCCCAGUGUCCCCCGUGCCCCGGAGUCGCCGGCGCGCCCGGCGGGGCCAUGCCCGGGCUGCGCCGGGACCGCCUGCUGACCCUGCUGCUGCUGGGCGCGCUGCUCUCCGCCGACCUCUACUUCCACCUCUGGCCCCAGGUGCAGCGCCAGCUGCGGCCCCGGGAGCGCCCGCGGAGCUGCCCGUGCGCCCGCCGCGCCUCCCUGCCGGCCCCGGACUCCGCAGCCGCCUCGGACCCCCGCACGGCCGCGCACAACUUUUCCCGAGCCCGGCCGGGGACGGAGCGGGAUCCCGGCGGCCGCAGGGCCCCCAGCUCCAAGCUGCAGGCCCUCUUCGCCCACCCUCUGUACAACGUCCCGGAAGAGCCGCCCGUCCUCGGGCCAGAAGACUUGCUCUUGACCGGCCAGGAGGCGCUGCGGUACUACCGGAGGAAGGUGGCCCGCUGGAACAGACGACACAAGAUGUACAAAGAGCAGCUGAACCUCACGUCCCUGGACCCCCCGCUGCAGCUCCGACUCGAGGCCAGCUGGGUCCAGUUCCACCUGGGCAUCAGCCGCCACGGGCUGUACCCCCGGUCCAGCGGCGUCGUCAGCAAGCUCCUCCGCGACAUGCGCCACUUCCCCACCAUCAGCGCCGAUUACAGUCAGGACGAGAAAGCCUUGCUUGGGGCGUGUGACUGCUCCCAGAUUGUGAAACCGAGUGGGGUCCACCUCAAGCUGGUGCUGCGGUUCUCCGACUUCGGGAAGGCCAUGUUCAAACCCAUGAGACAGCAGCGGGAUGAGGAGACGCCCGAGGACUUCUUCUACUUCAUUGACUUCCAGAGGCACAAUGCUGAGAUCGCGGCUUUCCACCUGGACAGGAUCCUGGACUUCCGACGUGUGCCACCAACAGUGGGGAGGCUAGUCAACGUCACCAAGGAAAUCCUAGAGGUCACCAAGAAUGAAAUCCUGCAGAGCGUUUUCUUCGUCUCUCCAGCCAGCAACGUGUGCUUCUUCGCCAAGUGCCCGUACAUGUGCAAGACCGAGUACGCUGUCUGCGGCAACCCCCACCUGCUGGAGGGCUCCCUCUCCGCCUUCCUGCCGUCCCUCAACCUGGCCCCCAGGCUGUCGGUGCCCAACCCCUGGAUCCGCUCCUACUCGCUGGCGGGAAGAGAGGAGUGGGAGGUCAAUCCUCUUUACUGCGACACGGUGAAGCAGAUCUACCCCUACAACAGCAGCACGCGGCUGCUCAAUGUCAUCGACAUGGCCAUCUUCGACUUCCUGAUCGGAAAUAUGGACCGUCACCAUUAUGAGAUGUUCACCAAAUUUGGGGAUGAUGGGUUCCUCAUUCACCUUGACAACGCCAGAGGGUUUGGACGACACUCCCAUGACGAGAUGUCCAUCCUCUCUCCACUCUCCCAGUGCUGCAGGAUAAAGAAGAAAACACUUCUACACCUGCAGCUGCUGGCCCAGGCCGACUACAGACUCAGCGACGUGAUGCGGGAGUCCCUGCGGGAGGACCAGCUCACCCCGAUCCUCACCGAGCCCCACCUCCUUGCCCUGGAUCGGAGACUCCAAAUCAUCCUAAGGACAGUGGAGGGGUGCAUAGAGGCCCACGGGGAGCAGAGUGUCAUAGCCAAUGGCCCCGCCGAACGGUCGGCCCCGGACUCUGGCCAGGCUAACUUGCCAAGGUAGGGGCGGGACGAGUCCAACGGCAGGAACGACACCUGGCGCCAGCGGCGGCCUCGGGCGCGGCCCUCUGCGUCCUCACGCAAAACAGAUGGGCAUCGGGAAGGUUCAAAGGAGCCGAAAAAGUGGGGUCCACGGCCUUUCCCCCUCGGCGCCGCCUCGCGAGUGGAC